AUGAGGACACGGGGACUCGGGCAGCCGGGGGCAGCUCUGCCCUGAAAACCGAGCCCCCAGCGAGCUGCUACCUGCUGAAUAAUAGAGGAGCAGACGGGCAGCCGGAGAGAAACGUGAUCCUGGCGAGCCCGGGAAGACAUCCGAGCUGCCAGCAGCUGCCGUAACAUCCGCAGGGAAGGAGCUUUCCUCCUCGCUGCGUUCUGCGGCCUCAGGGCUCCUCUCUGCGUCCUCGGGGACGUGAGGAUGAGGACGGCCGCGUGAGCUGGGUGCGAGCUGGUUGCCGGGUGGGGAGGCAGAAGGAGCCUCCAUCAGCUCAGCCCCCAUGUCCAGGGGCGGGGAGAUGGUUUAUAUCCCAGACGACUCCGACUUCAGCUCGUUCAGGGAGCAGUGCGAGAGCGCGGAGGGCUGGCACUGCCGCUACAACAAGGCUGGCGUCACCGUCUGGAGCCAGGGCCAGGAGGAGAGCUGCACCGUGCAGAAAAUCAAGCAGACCCGCAUCUCCUGUAAGGAUGUCUCUGCUGAGACGCUCUACGAUGUGCUGCACGACACCCACUACCGCAAGAAGUGGGACUCGCACAUGAUUGAGACCCACGACAUCGGGCGCCUGACGGUUAACGCCGACGUGGGAUACUACUCCUGGAAGUGCCCCAGCCCCCUGAAGAACCGCGACUUUGUCACCCUGCGCUCCUGGCUGCCCCUGGGCAAUGACUACAUCAUCCUCAACUACAGCGUCAAGCACCCGAAAUACCCACCCCGAAAGGAUUUUGUCAGGGCUGUGUCCCUGCAGACCGGUUAUCUGAUCAAGGCCAAUGGUACCAGCGCCUGCGUCCUCUAUUAUCUCACCCAGGUGGACCCCAGAGGAUCUCUGCCAAAGUGGGUGGUGAACCGAGUCUCCCAGUUCGUGGCACCAAAGGCAAUGAAGAAGAUCUACAAGGCAGGGCUGAAGUACCCAGAGUGGAAGCGCAGGCACGACCCCGGGUACAAGCCCUGGGUGUACCCAGAGCAGAAUACACUGCCCAGCCUCAGCCUGGAUGAGCUCUCCCUGCAGCACGCUGACUCUCUGGAGCACAUUGAUGAGACAGGGCUGUCCGAGGAGCACCUCAGCGCCAGCGACCACGAGGCCUGAAGCCUGCCCUGGUGGGCCACCAGAGAGGGGCCACGGUGGGGAUUUGGCACCCUGUGCCUCCCACAUUCUUCAUCACAACUUCUAGUGGGGGGACUGUCCUGUGGGAGCCCAGUGCCCAGGCACUGAGGGGGGUGGUGGCGCAUGGAGAUGUUUCCAUGCGGGUGGCAGUGCAGGCUGCAAGAGUGGGUGCUCCAAGGGGGGGUUGAAAGACUGGGGGGAGGAGGCCCUGUGGAACUGAAUGAAGCUUUGCCACCACCAGAAGAUCCCUCUGCUGCUGUAAGACCUUCUGGGUGUGCUCCUCAAAGGUCCAGAAUGGAGGAUUUGUGUCGGACCAGCCCAGGUUUUGCAGCAGUACAGGACCAGAACUGUCUCCCUCUGUCACAUAUCUCACUCUCCAGAUCCCCCAAGGCUUUGUGUGACCCCCACCUCCGGAAGCCCCCCAGGUCCUCUCCUGGUGAUGGGUUCACCUCCUCAGGCUGCCUUUAGUGUUUGCUGCUGCAGUGGUUUCUGGCACAAUAA
Lagopus muta (rock ptarmigan) is the source of this 1645-nucleotide messenger RNA. Its product is annotated as START domain-containing protein 10-like. The record is from RefSeq and is a predicted model, not a curated record. Gene Ontology annotation, molecular function: lipid binding. Lineage: Eukaryota; Metazoa; Chordata; Aves; Galliformes; Phasianidae. Bases 323 to 1126 code for a protein of 267 amino acids. The transcript has 6 exons.